Messenger RNA from Morus notabilis, 354 nucleotides. RefSeq names its product antifungal protein ginkbilobin-2. The record is from RefSeq and is a predicted model, not a curated record. Lineage: Eukaryota; Viridiplantae; Streptophyta; Magnoliopsida; Rosales; Moraceae. The transcript has a single exon. Bases 1 to 354 code for a protein of 117 amino acids. Gene Ontology annotation, cellular component: plasmodesma.
AUGGUCAGAAGCAGUCCAGAUACUAAAGUUAAGAAAUUUCUGUGCAACUUAAGCACGUACAAGGCGGGUGAUCCUUUUGCAACUAGUCUAGCUUAUGUUCUCGACGAAUUGAAGUUUGCAACUCCAGAUCACGAGAAUUAUGAUUUUAUUUUAUUUUUUGAUAUUUAUCCUAACCCUAAUGCUUUUGCAUAUGGGCAUGAUUCUUGUGACCAAGACCUCACAAGCUCAGACUGCUCCGAGUGUUUCAGUGCUGCCAAGAAGGUCACUGUACGAUCAUGUCCGAAUCGGAUUGGGGCUCAAGUUGUGCUUCUUGAUUGUGAAAUUAGGUAUGAGCAAUACCCAUUUUCCAAUUAA